AUGGUCAACUUCUAUGGUGAUAGUAUUGGUGAGAAGGUCGAGGAUGGAGACAAGGUAAGGACAGAGAGGCUCUUUACCGAAAGCAAGGAAAUCCCAACUGUGAAGGUUAGUGAUUUACCAAGUGGGUACAAGGUCUUACAGAUUCCAGAAGUUACUGAGCGUAUUGGAGAAUACAGAAACAAGUUCUUAAAGUACUAUGAAAGAACAUAUGUCAAAAUAUCUGAAUAUAAAGCUCGCAAAAAGAAUGAACUUGAUGAUAGGGUCCAGUAUCUAAAGAAAAAUAUUUUUGUUGAUAAAUAUGAGAAUGAGGAACUACUGGCUCCUAUUAGUUUAUUAGGUCUGGGUGCAUUUUUCACAGGUAGAAUACUGACCAAUCCAACUAACUGGGGUUACGGUGCUUUGCUUAUUAAAGGGCAACCUACAUUUUUUGGUAUGUUUAUGUCCAGUGUACCGGCAAGAAUCAUACUGCCCAUCUUUUUAGCUGGUUACACUUUCAACAAGUUCUUACCUGUGACAUCAUCGAAAUUCGUGGAGACUUGCGAGAGAGAUGUGCUACCAAAGAACGUUACUAAGGCUAUCAAGGACUCAAAAAGACAACUAUACACGGAGGGUCUAGUAAAUACCAGGAAGACCAUUAGCCAAGCAGUCUAUCGCAAUUGUGAAGAUGCUGUUCAUAGAGUCCGAAUGUCUAUAGCUGAGCAGCUAGAUAAGUGGUAA
This is a messenger RNA of Nakaseomyces glabratus, 717 nucleotides long. It is a transcript of the gene MIC27, whose product is annotated as Mic27p. Lineage: Eukaryota; Fungi; Ascomycota; Saccharomycetes; Saccharomycetales; Saccharomycetaceae. The record is from RefSeq and is a predicted model, not a curated record.